AUGGGUUGUAACGUGCGUAUAACAGAAUGGGGUAAUACAUAUUCCCUUCUCCCGCCUUCAAUUCUUUUCUUUUGAAAAAUCCCCUCUCGCAUCCAGAUUCCGCCAAGAAGGACUUUUACCACAAUUGGGCCCUCAAGAUGCAGAUCUUAAAACUCAUGGGCACAGCCCUCAUACUCAGCGAUUUUGUCGUCGCAAGGGCGUGGGUUUUUAGACCCCGAAAAUCCAACGAACACAACACAUAUGCUCCCGAGGACGACCCAAGCCUCAAGCACAGAGGGCGGAUAAUGGCACGAUCUACUUCACUCUUUUCCGGGGACUCCCUUCCACGAACCAAAAUUUUCGAGGACCAUGGUGCUCUCAUGUUGAGUGCGGAGCAAAACGCAAAACAGGUCGAUUUCAUCACCAAUUACGGGCAUUACAAGAUUCAUCAAAUUUCUCAACCGUACCCCGAUGGCCAAAUCCCAGAGAGACUGAUUUAUGCAGUCACGAAGGACAUUGCCAAGAUCAUGUUGCGGUUUUUUGAAUUCGUCCCCUCUGGUGGGAUCAUGAAGCCGGCUGAGACGAGACAAGAGAAACGCGGCUACCGUGAAGUUACUGAUGUCGGAAGGCGUCCAAACUUCGCGUAUGAUACCAAACGUGUCGAAUACGCAAAUCAUCCAGAGCAGCAUGGGGAGCAUUCAUACGAACCAAAGGACCAUGGAGAAUACGAGUCUCAUCCAGAGCCGGUAUACGAUCCAAAAAGUCAUGGACAAUAUGAAUAUCAUCCGGAGCAGCAUGAAUACGAGCCACAAAGCCAAGGAGGAUAUGAAUACCAACCAGAGCCUGUAUACGACCAACAUAAGCAGGGAAAAUAUGAUCAUUAUCCAGAGCAACAGGAAUACUACCCGCAAAACCAUGAAGAAUAUGAGCAUCGUCCAGAGCAUAUAUACGAGCCUAAAGAUUAUGGAGAUCACCCAUAUGAGCAAGUUCAGCACGGAGAUUAUGCAUAUGAUCCGCAAUAUCAUGGAGAUUAUUCAGUCGAUAAUCAUGGCCAUGCUCACGACGAUAACACAGACCAGACUUUGGUUGAUGGGAUAAAUUCCAAUGUAACACAAAGUGGAAUUUCACAAAAUAGCGGAUUCCCAUACGACAUAGUGUACCAAUUACUCAAUAACACUCUUGGGAAUGAAAUGGCUCAUGAGAUCUCACUCAGGGUUAUGGAGAUGACUAUCAAGAGCCAGCCAAAUAAUUCGACAACAACGACAACUGUGGUUACGACUGAUGUGGGAAACCAGACCACUACCGCUGUGGUAACUGAUGCUGGAGCUGAUGCUCUAGAUGAGACCACUCCCGAUACAACCGCAUAG
Hymenoscyphus albidus is the source of this 1346-nucleotide messenger RNA. Lineage: Eukaryota; Fungi; Ascomycota; Leotiomycetes; Helotiales; Helotiaceae. The record is from the annotation of a GenBank genome assembly.